GAGGCGGCAUUUGAGCUUCUGCACACUUAACAGAGCUUCAGAAACCCGUCUUGUGGUGAAGGAGACACCAGUCACCAGGAUCAAAAUGGCUUUCAGUGGAACGUGGCAGGUUUAUGCUCAGGAAAACUACGAGGAGUUCCUCAGGGCCAUAUCACUACCUGAAGAUGUCAUCAAGAUGGCCAAAGAUAUUAAACCUGUCACGGAGAUCCAACAGACAGGCAAUGACUUUGUCAUCACUGCAAAGACCCCUGGGAAAACAGUUACUAACUCCUUCACUAUCGGCAAGGAAGCCGAUAUCACCACCAUGGGCGGAAAUAAGCUCAAGUGUGUUGUGAAGAUGGAGGGAGGAAAGCUCAUCUGUGAGUCUGAGAAGUUCUCACACAGGCAGGAGAUCAAGGGUGGAGAGAUGAUCGAGACUUUGACUGUAGGAGGAACCACCAUGGUCAGGAAAAGUAAAAAGAUGUGACUUGGCCUGCUGAAAAUGUCUCCAGUUCAAAAUAUGCCAUCUAUUUAAAUAAAAAUGUCAUUUGUCAAAAUGUCGACUAUAUUAGUAUCUAAUUAAAUAUUACAUACUUUUGUUCCUUUC
Silurus meridionalis is the source of this 586-nucleotide messenger RNA. It is a transcript of the gene fabp10a, whose product is annotated as fatty acid binding protein 10a, liver basic. Gene Ontology annotation, cellular component: cytosol; nucleus. The transcript is spliced from 4 exons. Bases 86 to 466 code for a protein of 126 amino acids. The record is from RefSeq and is a predicted model, not a curated record. Lineage: Eukaryota; Metazoa; Chordata; Actinopteri; Siluriformes; Siluridae. Gene Ontology annotation, biological process: fatty acid transport. Gene Ontology annotation, molecular function: fatty acid binding.